UGAACUCAAGCUGAGCAAGCACAACAGUACGUCCCAUUUUCAAUGCUUUAUGUUUAUGAUGGACCAAACAUGGAUCAUCAUUGGUACGUAUAAACACGAUUGAGGCCCAAAAGCCCAAAUCCAGUACAGCCCUGAAUCUCACUGUUUGCUUGGUGCAAAAUUAACCCCGCCGAAAUCACAAAACCAGACUGUCAGAACUCUCAGGAAAAAACCCGCCAAAAUCCCGACUUCAAAGUCCAAAUUCAACCCAUGAUCGCGAUCUCCAAACGCAUAUGAAGGCGCUUCGUCUUCUAACCCAGUUUAGCAGGCCAAGCCCCUCGCCAUUGUUCUCGCAAAGGCUCGCCCUUUUCUCUUCGUCUUCAGCCGCUAACCCUAGGGUUUCAAAUUCCUUUUCCGACGGCGACCGAGAAGGCAGCGGCGUUUAUCGGCGGGCACUCAAGUUCCAGCGUCCAACGACAAUCACAUGGCGUCGUCGGGAAGAGAAUCUGCACAACUUUGGUAGGUUUAUCGGCACUGUAUGGCAUCCUUGGCAAGAGAAUCUGGGCAACUCUGGUAGGUUUAUCGGCACUGUAUGGCAUCCUGGGCAAGAGAAUCUGGACAACUCUGCUAGCUUUAUCGGCACUGUGAUUCACCCCCUUCGGGUCGUAAACAGCAACGACCGUGGUCAGUUUGGCGUUCACACUGUUCUUUGCGUCAAAAACUCCCCUCAAUCUGACAGCACUUUUAGGAUACUACUGAAGAUGUGGGACGAGAUGGCAGAAUUGUGUUUCAAACAUUUGAAACCGAAUGAUUUUAUUUACGUCGCAGGUCGUUUAGGGUCUUACACAAAGGCGGAUCAGAAUGGGAAUUCCAGACUGUAUCACGAGUUAGUAGUGCGGAAAUUGAAUUAUGUAGCAGAACAUGGACAAGGGCCAAGCUCCAAAACUUCUGAGGAACCACAAUCUGAUGGAGGUGGAGCUGUUUUAGAAAAGUAUAAGGAUCGCCUUCACUUAUGGCAAGUGUUUUUUGCCAAUCCGUAUGAAUGGUGGGAUAACAGGGAAGACAAGUUGAAUCCAAGGCAACCAGAUUUUAAGCACAAGGAUACUGGUGAAUCUCUCUGGCUGUCGCCAGGUGAUCCUCCAUGGAUUAAAGGACAACUCGAAUUGCUUGACACGAGAAUGGCAGAACAAGGGCACGGCCAAAAACGUUUCCGUGUCUCCAAAUGGGAGUAUGAUGAGUAGGUGCAAGCUACAAAAGGAAUGGAUUGUGGUAUUGGAGCCUUGCUGCCGGAGUUUAUAUGUUGCUGCCAUGUACUGGAAACAAGACAAAAAUGGAAUUGGUCAUAAACCAGGAGAGAGGUUAAGCAUGAUAUAUGAGCAAUUAAAGUACAUCAAAUAUUUGAUGGGGAAGAAAAAAAGAAGAAGAGUAAGAAAGUGAAGAAGAAAGAUAGCGCACAAGUGGGUUUGUUGAUUGACAUGGAUCGCAACCGUAUGAGGUCCAUCAGUCAAGGGUGUAUACAAUUGUAAACGAUUGUGUUCUGUAAAGCUCUUAACAAAAACACAUAUGCAUACAAAAAUUCGGAAUGUAUAGAAGUCCUUGUAAUUCUAUUCUUUUCAAAGGCUUAUGGUGUGAGAACGAGCAUGUAUUUAAGGAUUGGGGUAGAAAAUUACAGUAUAUGACUAGAAACAAGAUAAAUUUGACCAUCAUGUAUUGGUGAAUUUAUCUCAUAUGUUUCAUGAUGUUGAAGAUGAGAGAGCGGAUCAAUGAUGCUUGUUUCUUGCACCCUGUAGACUGUAGUAGUGAGUCUCCUUUA
Prunus avium (sweet cherry) is the source of this 1792-nucleotide messenger RNA. The record is from RefSeq and is a predicted model, not a curated record. Lineage: Eukaryota; Viridiplantae; Streptophyta; Magnoliopsida; Rosales; Rosaceae.